Malania oleifera is the source of this 1378-nucleotide messenger RNA. RefSeq names its product protein GET4. The transcript is spliced from 12 exons. Bases 226 to 1200 code for a protein of 324 amino acids. The record is from RefSeq and is a predicted model, not a curated record. Gene Ontology annotation, cellular component: cytosol. NCBI's taxonomy places the organism in Eukaryota, Viridiplantae, Streptophyta, Magnoliopsida, Santalales, Ximeniaceae. Gene Ontology annotation, biological process: protein insertion into ER membrane. Gene Ontology annotation, molecular function: protein binding.
CUCAAAGCUCAAGCCAUAACCCCUACACAACACAGACCGUACCCCGCGCCUCUCUCUCUCUCUCCCUCUCCCUCUCCCUCUCUCAUACACACACAUCGACACCGACGCACGCUCAUACCCGCGCACUGUUGCCCUCUGUUAAUUUCUUCCUGCUCAUUCAAUAUAUUCGAUCGAUCUCGCAAUCUAGCCAUCGGAAUCGGCGAAGACGAUUGCAGCGUGGGGAGCAUGUCGCGUGAGAGACCCAAACGAGGGACGCUACCUCCCGCACAGGAGAAUAUUGAGAAAUUGGAGAAAGUUGUAAAUGAUGGCAAUUCUUAUGGAGCUCAGCAGAUGUACAAGUCUAUUAGUGCGAGAUAUGUUGCUGCUCAGAGAUAUUCUGAAGCAUUGGACAUCCUCCACUCGGGAUCCUGUAUUCAGCUGAAACAUGGACAGGUUACUUGCGGAGCUGAGCUUGCAGUAUUGUUUGUGGAUACCCUUGUGAAGGGGAAAUUUCUUUAUGAUGACGAAACUCUUGACCGUGUUAGGAAAAUCUACAAGAAAUUUCCUCGAAUCUCUGUGCCGCAGCACUUGGCGGACGAUGAUGACAUGCAACAACUUUCUGAAGCCCUUGGGGCAGCAAAAAUACAUGUUGAGGGCUGCUCAUCAUUCUUGAAAGCUGCAAUUAGGUGGUCUGCAGAGUUUGGAGCUCCUAAGAGUGGAUCUCCUGAACUGCACUGUAUGCUGGCUGAGUAUAUAUAUUCUGAAUCCCCUGAAUUGGACAUGGCCAGAGUAUCCUUUCAUUUUGUUCGAGGGAACAGCCCGAAGAAGUUUGCUUCUACUCUUGUAAAUUUUAUGGGCAAGUGUUAUCCAGGUGAAGAUGACCUGGCUAUUGCGCGUGCUGUUUUAAUGUACUUAUCUCUAGGUAAUUUGCGAGAUGCAAACUAUCUUAUGGAUGAGGUUAAGAAGCAAAUCAAAUCAAAGCAGCUUGACUUCCCAGAGUCAGAAUUGACACAGCUCAUCAAUUAUCUUUUGCAAACGUUGCAGAGAGAUGCUUUGCCUCUUUUUAAUAUGUUGAGACAGAAUUACAAGCCAAGCAUAGACAGAGAACUUGCAUUUACUGAGUUGCUAGAUGAAAUUGCGGAGAGGUUUUAUGGAGUACCGCGCAGAAAUCCCAUGCAAGGCAUGUUUGGGGAUUUAUUUAAGAUGAUGGGAGGGGCAUAGCAGUGGCUUCAAUCCAUUGCGACUUGAUGGAUCCCGCAAAUGUUUGUAUGUUUGUUUCUAUUGUGCAUUCGUUAGUACCAUUGAGAAAAAAAUUGUUCCCAUUUUUGUUGGUGAGACUCUGGAAAAACUCUCAACAAUUGGAAUGAAACUGCAAUUAUAGUUGCACCAUGAAAUUUCA